This is a messenger RNA of Colletotrichum spaethianum, 819 nucleotides long. Its product is annotated as elongator complex protein 6. The record is from RefSeq and is a predicted model, not a curated record. The transcript has 3 exons. Gene Ontology annotation, biological process: tRNA wobble uridine modification. NCBI's taxonomy places the organism in Eukaryota, Fungi, Ascomycota, Sordariomycetes, Glomerellales, Glomerellaceae. The coding region runs from base 1 to 819 and encodes 272 amino acids. Gene Ontology annotation, cellular component: elongator holoenzyme complex.
AUGGCCACGAGGAUACCCCACGUGCUGGAGAGCUACCUCGCCCUCCCGGCCGAAUGCGCCCAGAUCCUCCUGACCAGCGUCCUCGGCGCCAGCACAAACUGGCUCGUCCUGCGCUACCUGUACUCCUACCUCCGAAAACCCGCCGCCACCGAGGAACCGUCGCCGACGGAGGACGUCCGCGUGGUCUUUGUGAGCUUCAUGAGAGAUUUCGCGUUCUGGAAGGAGGGCGCCGGUAGACUGGGUCUCGACCUCGAGGGGUUGGGACGAAGUGGCAAGUUCGUCUUCGUUGACGGGCUGAGCGGGUUGUUUUCAAAGGACAAGGCCGCGCAGCCGGCAGUCAAGGGUCGGAGAGUCCUCCGCGGGGCGAAGCUGCUGGACAUCCAGCGCCAGCUCGAGGGGGCGAUUGUGGAUGUAUCCGCCGCGGAUGCGAAGACGGUAUUGAUUCUGGACCAGCCGGACCUCCUCGUCGCUGCCUCUGGCGAGGAUCUCACUGGCCUCGCGUUUAGGAAUAUGCUGCUCGACGUGCAAGAGAAAGUACAUGCAACCAUCACCACCAUCGCGGCAGACGAACCUCUCGUGGCGCCACAAGCUACAACGCUGGAGAAGGAACACGCGAGCCUCGUCCUCGGGCUGGCGCACGCCGCGGAGAUGGUUAUUAGUCUCAGACUCUUGGACACGGGCAACGCGAGCGACGUCAGUGGAGUGCUGAGGAUCACGGCCGGAGGGGACGGCAACGGGGAGAGGGCAGUAGAGGAGACGGAAUUGUUGUACUUCGUCGGCGGGGAUGGGAGUGUCAAAGUAUUUGGAAGGGGGCAGUAA